AACAGUGCACACAAUCACAAGCACUAAGAAAAUACAUAUUUUAAGGAAACGCAGAACCUAGCUGUGUUUUCCAUUGCUUCUAUUUCAUUUUCUCCAUUGCUUCUAUUUCACUUCCUUUCAGUCAUUUUUAUAAAACAUGCAGUUUUGUAUAAAUGGUUACAUAUCUCAAUACACGGUUCACUCGGGAAACACGCAUCUGUAUGUAAGAGACGUAAAUUUAGCGCGUGAGUUCCCACAUAAUUGUUUACCAUAUUAAAUAAUAAUUCAGAUGCUAUUUAUUUACGUAGCUGACGUAAAUGUUUUAAAUGAAUUACUUUCAGAAAUGUGCCGUAACGUCGUCUGUCCCUAAAUAAACGUUCAUGUUAAAACGUUAUCUCUUUUUUUUUCAUAGAGCAUCACAAUAAUGAUUUUAUGUGUUUAUUAUUUAAAUCAUUUAAUGAGGACGCAAACGUGCGCACGAUCUGGGAUGGCGUCAAGAGUAGCCUCUUAUCUUACACGGCAUUGUUUACCUUAGCAACCAUGGCGGAAACGACAGAGGACGACAAAAGCAACACUGAUAAAAAACAACUUGUUGAACUGGUGGAGGACUUGAAACGCUCCAAUGCAGCUCAACAAGCAGAGAUCGAUAUGUUUGAGCGAUAUAUUAGUAGGCUGGACCUGCAGCCUCAAUCGGAGAAUUAUGAAACAGCAUCACACAUAGAAACGGCAACGAGUCCAGGAAGGAAAGUUAAAGCGCGCACUCCAGAGAGACAACAGCUGCUGACACUAGAACAGAAAUGUGAUGUCGCCGAAAGCAUGCACAAACACAUGACUGAGGAUUUAAAGAGAGCUCGAGACUUUUCAGAAAGAGAGCUGGACAAUUACAAGGCAACUCUGGAAGAAGCUGAUAUCCACUUGGCAGAGGUUAAAAAAGAAUAUUGCCAGUUUGAUCGUGACAUCGGUACAGCUCUCCGGGAUAAAAAGAGCGUGACGAUGAGUGCCGAGAAGGUCAUCAGGUACAUCGAGGAUAAAGUAAAGGCCAAGGAGAACAUGGUUGAGAAGUUGCUUCAGAAGAAUGCGGCUCUCCUCACAUACAAGAAAAAAAUUAAAAUCCAGUUAAAACAACAAGAGGAGAUGGGUGAAGGUCUGACAGCUUUGGAUUUCGAGCAGCUCAAAUUUGGGAACAUGAAAUGUAGGAAGCGACUGGAUGAGCAAAACCUCAGACAUGUGGAGCUCAAACUACUCGCAGGGAAGACCUUGCAGGUCUUGAAUUCGAAUAAGGAGAAACUUCAGUCCUUGACACAUGAGUCAGAUGUGCUGAGCAGUGAUGCUGCUUUACGGGCUAAGUUACUGAUUAAGUUUGAAGAGGAGACCAAACAAGCAGAGGAGGAACGAAACAAAGCAGAGGCUUUGAACAGGAAGUUAAGGGGCCAGUUGGCUGAUUUUCACGUACCGCAUGUCCUACAAUACAUCAAAGUUAAGGAGUCUCACUGUCAGCUGAAGAAGAGUGUUAAAGAAUGGGAACGCAAGGUGGAGAUUGCAGAGAUGGCACUAAAAACAUAUUCCAAGUCCUGGGACAAGCUGCGGAUCAGCGCUGGAGCCAGAGCAGUUCCUGUCCGACGUGCAGCCGUAGAUGCUGGAUUGUAUGGAUUCUGAAACUAAACAUGUCCUAAAUAACCUCAAUGCCCUAUGUGAUGUCAAAGAUGCCAGUAUAUUUUAAACCAAAUGCAUCAAUAUGAAGAAUAAUAAAGUGACAAAAUCCAUUAUUAAUGAAAA
Messenger RNA from Puntigrus tetrazona (Sumatra barb), 1755 nucleotides. RefSeq names its product coiled-coil domain containing 113 (gene cfap263). The coding region runs from base 412 to 1635 and encodes 407 amino acids. The record is from RefSeq and is a predicted model, not a curated record. Gene Ontology annotation, biological process: cilium assembly. Gene Ontology annotation, cellular component: axoneme; ciliary basal body. Lineage: Eukaryota; Metazoa; Chordata; Actinopteri; Cypriniformes; Cyprinidae. The transcript has 8 exons.